Prunus armeniaca (apricot) is the source of this 675-nucleotide messenger RNA. NCBI's taxonomy places the organism in Eukaryota, Viridiplantae, Streptophyta, Magnoliopsida, Rosales, Rosaceae. The record is from the annotation of a GenBank genome assembly.
AUGAUCGGUUGCCAGUGGAAAGCAACCGAUCACCUUUCCUUAGUUCUUCAACUACAGAGAACCUGCUUCAAAAUGACUGAAGGCACAGAGCCUACAUAUCAGCUUAUAGAAUGGAAGAACCGUGGUAAACCUCAAGUACAACAUGAAGCAGAUCUUAAAGACAAAGGGAAAUACCCCAUCAAUAAUUAUAUAUCUCUCAGCAGAUUAUCAGAGUCACUUGUGCACUAUGUGAAGCAGUUGGCUGACAUAUAUGCCCCCAAUAGUGUAACUGAAGCACUAGAAGACCCAAAAUGGAAAGAAGCUAUGAAUGAAGAAAUGCGAGCCCUCCAAAAGAAUGUCACAUGGGAACUCAUGCCCUUACCUCAUGGAAAGAAGACAGUAGGAAGCAGGUGGAUUUAUACUAUGAAACUCAAAGUAGAUGGAUCAGUUGAAAGAUAUAAAGCUAGAUUGGUGGCGAAAGGGUACACACAGAGAUAUGGGAUAGACUACGAGGAGACUUUUGCCCCAGUAGCAAAGAUUAACACUAUUAGAGUCCUAUUGUCUCCAGCAGAAAAUCUCGAUUGGCCACUACAUCAGUUUGAUGUCAAAAAUGCAUUCUUACAUGGAGACUUGGAAGAAGAAGUAUAUAUAGAUUUACCCCCAAGAUGUAAUUCAGCUCCUGACAAGAAAAAUUAA